AUCAUGGCCUUAUGAAAUGUAUUCAUUUCUUUUUAUAAGCUCAAAGUGAGGCCAAACUAACCAUACCAACUUCGGCAUUGCCGAAGCCUAACGAAUGUAAUAAGACGAAUGAGCUAGAGCAACGAACCAACGCAGAAAUCCUCAAGGACUUGACUGCCAAUGGUCUGGUCGGUGACACCAUCCAACCCUCAGUGCCUCUAGAAAAUAUCAAACCGGGUGGUGUGUCCUUCGAGAUUCAUAUGACAACAGUUCGUCCUAACACAGCCAAGGGUCAACGCGUUCCGAAGCCACCUCGCCGUCUUGAGAGCAUUGAGGUGAAGGCCGAUAUGAAGCGACAGCGUACCAUGGAAGAGAUAUCAGCGAAGAUCAAAAUGAAGCAAGAGAAGGCCAAACUCAAACGACAGGCUUUGCAGGAUUCUCGUCAACAGAUGUUGCACGAGAAAUCUCAGAAGAUCAAGGAUGUGUUGGAAGCAGUCUCUGAGAUGAAGAAGACAAAUGUUGUCGAGAAGGUGGUGGAAAGGGAAGAAACAGCGGAUGCCGCCCCUCAAGAAAAACAUGAAGUCCUUGGUCAGGAUAGAACAGACAGAGCUACAGAACUUAAUACAUUAUCAAACGAACUCAGUCAAGUGCUUCAUAUUGAGACAUCUCCUAUUGAAGAUGAGUACCAGGAUAAGAUCAGUACGUACAACGGAAGUGAUGAGAGCGAUGGUGAUGAGAACACAGACUAUCUCAAAUCUCUUAAAAGGGACGAUAAAUAUGACGAGUUCUUUGACGGCCCAAACCAGGAGUCGUUCAUGUUUUAGAGCACUGAUCAUUAGAUCCAUGGAAAUAAAGUCUUAGGAAUAUCAUUCCUUUAUGACUUUAUGAAAAAUAAUGCAUGAUCCAUACUUCCAAGGAAAAUAAGAUGUCAAUUUAUAAAUGCAACGCCAAUUUAUUUGAUACUUCUAACCAGUUAAUUUCCACACCUUCCAAAUGCUAUCUGGCAAAAUUUUACCCAUCGUCUUGGAACGGAAAAAAUAUCGGAAAGAGCGCAGCAGUAGUAUUGCGAGAAACAUCAUCUUUGCUGCCUGAAUUGUUCUGUCGAUAAUCGGAUUGAUGAAGAAUCUAUUAUAUGUGCGUCUAUGUGCAUUGGCAAAUGGCUGAGGAUUUAAAAACCAAGAUUUCAGUUACUUGUUAUAAAUCGAUACCACAGUUCAAUUGAGGUUGUCGAUAAAAACUACUUAAUACCAAAAAAUAUAUAUAUAUUUAGCGCCUACAGAUAGACAGGUUUUGAGAUUUCAUAUAUUAGGCCGACACUAGAU
Lytechinus variegatus (green sea urchin) is the source of this 1301-nucleotide messenger RNA. RefSeq lists its product as uncharacterized. Lineage: Eukaryota; Metazoa; Echinodermata; Echinoidea; Temnopleuroida; Toxopneustidae. The transcript has 3 exons. The coding region runs from base 240 to 803 and encodes 187 amino acids. The record is from RefSeq and is a predicted model, not a curated record.